AUGGUGUAUCCCCAGCCGAUGGCUCUGACGCCCGCUAGGAGAGACGUCCUGGUCCUGACGCCAUGGCUGGCUCCCAUCAUCUGGGAGGGGACUUUCAACAUUGACAUCUUGAAUGAGCAGUUCCGGCUUCAGAACAUCACCGUGGGAUUAUCUGUGUUUGCUGUCAAAAAGUACAUCACCUUCCUGAGGCUGUUCCUGGAGUCUGCGGAGCAGCACUUCAUGGUGGGCUACCGCGUCACCUACUACGUGUUCACCGACCGGCCCGCAGACGUGCCCCAGGUGGGGCUCGGGCCGGGGCGGCGGCUGGCGGUGCUGCCCGUGCGCAGCUACCCGCGCUGGCAGGACGUGUCCAUGCGCCGCAUGCAGAUGAUCAGCCAGUUCUUGGAGCAGCCCUCCCGGCAGCAGAUGGAUUAUCUGGUGUGUGCCGAUGUGGACAUGAAGUUCCAGGACCACGUAGGCGUGGAGAUCCUGACCCCGCUCUUCGGCACCCUGCACCCCGGCUUCUACACGAGCAAGCGCGAUGCCUUCACCUACGAACGCCGGCCCCAGUCCCAGGCCUACAUCCCCCACGACCAGGGGGACUUCUACUACAUGGGGGCCUUCUUUGGGGGGUCAGUGGCGGAGGUGCACCGGCUCACCAAGGCCUGUCAUGAGGCCAUGGCGGUCGACCGGGCCAACAACAUCGAGGCUGUGUGGCAUGACGAGAGCCACCUGAACAAGUACCUGCUGCUCCGCAAGCCCACCAAGGUGCUGUCCCCGGAGUACCUGUGGGACCUGCACAUGCUGCCCUGGCCCUCCGUCCUGAAGAAGCUGCGGUUUGUCGCUGUACACAAGAAUCACCAAGAAAUCUGGAACCGCUAG
Messenger RNA from Dipodomys ordii (Ord's kangaroo rat), 861 nucleotides. Its product is annotated as histo-blood group ABO system transferase 2-like. The transcript is spliced from 3 exons. The record is from RefSeq and is a predicted model, not a curated record. NCBI's taxonomy places the organism in Eukaryota, Metazoa, Chordata, Mammalia, Rodentia, Heteromyidae. Gene Ontology annotation, molecular function: glycoprotein-fucosylgalactoside alpha-N-acetylgalactosaminyltransferase activity. Gene Ontology annotation, biological process: carbohydrate metabolic process. Bases 1 to 861 code for a protein of 286 amino acids. Gene Ontology annotation, cellular component: vesicle; Golgi apparatus; membrane.